GUCCGCAACGCCACUCACUGGUGGCAAUGAGUGAGUGUGGUUGAAGAUGUCGCCCCUUCUGGCUGGGUUAUAGUUCUUGAUCUCGGAUAUUGCUGCAGUAACUUUCAGGUUGAGGAAGCCAAGUGCUGCUUCCCCUUUCCCUUUUGAUUGUUACUCCGCUAAGUUCGCUUCAUCCCAUUAAUAACUGGAUAUUUUUUCUUUCCGCCCAUAGAGAGUAUAGACAAUGGUGCUCCGCAAGUUCGAAUUAGAAGCCAAACUCAAAGACGACAACCAGCUCAUUCGUAACGGUGUGCUUCGAAACGACCAUCCGCUGGACCUGUCUCCGGAGUUCCACGACUUCCUGCAGGCCUGUCGCCGUGGCGAUCUGAAGCGCUGCCAGGAGUUAAUAUCCGCGGGCGUCAACAUCAAUGCCAAGGAUCAGUUCGACUACACCCCGCUCGUGGUUGCGAGCUUAUGUGGUCACUAUGAGCUAGUUCAGUUGCUCCUGGAAUCAGGAGCACUGGCCGACCCUGAGUCCUUCGAGCGCGAACGAGCCGUUUACAACGCACUCAACAACAAAAUCAGGAACUUACUCCUCUCAUACGACUACUCUAAAACGGCGGACCCCCUGCAGCCAUGGUCGUCCCACAUUACAUCGCUGCUAGUCCGCGACACGCCUCCAACUUCCGACAUCACUCUGUCAGCUGCUAUAGACGAGUUUCGGCUGCACAAAUUCCUUCUCUCGGCACGCUCACCCUAUUUCAUGCGCAAGUUCGCAGAUGCACCCGAGACGGUGACAUGGAAACUGUCCCAUGCGAUCCCGGUUGAGGCUUUCCGGGUUGUACUACGCUAUCUGUACCUUGGUGACCUUCCCCGGGAUUUCGUCGGCCCUAGGAGCGCGGUUACCGAGGAGGAAGUUUUCAGGGGCAUCGACAAACUGUGCAAGCAGCUUGAGAUCGAGCAGCUGUGGGAGGCCGUUUUGUCGAUCAACGACCGACGGCUCGCUCGACAGCGGCAACAAGACGAGACCCAACGAGCCCAAGCGCAAGUGGAAGCCCUAUUUCACAACACAGUGCUCAAGCACAAAAUGCUGGUCGACACCCGCAAGGUUGACGACGUGAAGUGGCCCCACCACAACGCCAUCUUUGCCGACUGUCUGGUGAGAGCGGACGAACAACUAGAAGGCGAAGAGGACGCAGAUACCGAGAUCCUCUCGGACGGGAGGGGCAUCCCAGUUGGCCCGACGAGCUCAUCGGAUAUGGACACCCCUCGAAAGCCUCCGCGACGUUCGGUGCUUUUCCCAGCGCACAAGCCCUUCCUGAUCCGCAGCCCUUACUUCGAGACCAUGUUCUCCUCCGAGUUCCUCGAAGCCCAGGACACAGAGCACCUGCACAUCAUCAAGGUGGACUGCAGCCCGCAGGUCCUGGAAAUCAUUCUCCGCUUCCUCUACACCGAGAAAGUCGACUGCCCUCUAGAGCACGCCCUUGACCUGCUCUACGCGGCCGACAUGCUGCUCCUCGAGAAGCUCAAGAAUAAGGCUGCCGUCACCAUCUCCACGCUCGGCAGCGGCAACGCCAAUGCCCUAGUUGACCGCACGCACAACGCCGCCAAGACGGAAGCGACAGAGAAUGCGGGGGAGGUUGCGGAAGUAGUAGAAGUAGAGCCCAUCAAUGUCUACGACGUAAUUCACGCAGCCUGGGAUCUCAAAGUCCAGCGCCUCGAGGAGUUCGCGGCGCGCUACCUGGCCAGCCGGCUCGAGGAUUACAUCGACGAGGAGGAGUUUGCCGAUCUGAUCCAGGAAAGUGCGGCGCGGCUGAAGGCAAGACAGGAGACUGACACCAUAGAGUUGCUGGAUGAUAUCCGGUAUUAUCUUUCGGAGCGGUUCCGACUCAGAUUUGAGGGGGACGGGCUGGAGGAGAUGUUGGAUGAGGGGGUGAAUACCGUGGAGGGGCACGGCGGGGAGGAAGACGUGGUGGUCGAGAAGGAGGAGCGGGGAGCUAUGGAAGGGGAGGAAGGCGGUGGUGUGAGGGCACUGAAUGGAGAGGUGGUGGAGGACGAGUUUGCGUCGGACGCGGUGAACUACCAGAUCCUAUUGGAAAAGAUCGAUAGGAUGCUGGAGCGGUUGAAGCUGGAUGCUUGAAGAAUGCGUGGAAUUCAGGUUACGCCGUAUAUCAGACCUGAUGGCUGGUCGUUUAUAGAUGGACGUAUGAUUGUAGAAUGGGGGAAGACGCCCGCCCUCGAUGCGUGAUGCAGUUUAUGCAUGCUUACCACAACAUUGUUGUCAGUAUAUAGAAUGACGC
This is a messenger RNA of Chaetomium strumarium, 2279 nucleotides long. RefSeq lists its product as uncharacterized. NCBI's taxonomy places the organism in Eukaryota, Fungi, Ascomycota, Sordariomycetes, Sordariales, Chaetomiaceae. The transcript is spliced from 3 exons. Bases 224 to 2119 code for a protein of 631 amino acids. The record is from RefSeq and is a predicted model, not a curated record. Gene Ontology annotation, molecular function: protein binding. Gene Ontology annotation, cellular component: cytoplasm; ubiquitin ligase complex.